Messenger RNA from Venturia canescens, 4668 nucleotides. RefSeq names its product flocculation protein FLO11. The coding region runs from base 487 to 3486 and encodes 999 amino acids. The record is from RefSeq and is a predicted model, not a curated record. Lineage: Eukaryota; Metazoa; Arthropoda; Insecta; Hymenoptera; Ichneumonidae. The transcript has 9 exons.
CGAAAUUCGUGGUUACCCGUGUCGUAAGCCACGUGUUGACAAGUGCAGAAAAUAUUUCCUCCUCGAAAGCUCGAGUCACAAAGGGAGAGAGAGAGAGACAUUCGAAUAAAAUCCCUAGAAUUCAACACCCAUCUUUUCCUCGCGGGAGUUGCACGUUGGAUUCUCCUCGCGGUAUGUGCUUGUGCGCGCGAGAAGUGAAAGCCAUGAUCGCGAGAGAGGCUGGAGUAGAAUGUAAAGAAGCUACGGAGAGGUUGGCGUUUGUGUGUUUCGUGUAUACACAAGAGAGGGAAAACCAACAACUAACCAUCCAGUCACUCGAAGGCAAGCUCGAAGGAAUGUUCACCGUCGUCCUGUCACAUUGACCAGACGUCCGUUUAAUCCUGCACAUUUUCCGACGGCGAUUCCAACGUGGGAUUGUGACUGACACUUCAACGAGUUUCACAAAUAAAUGUAUUACAUACGAUGAGAUUCGCCUGACAGAACGUCAUGUCGCUCAAAAGUCUCAUUCUCCUCGUGGUUCUCGCUUGUGUCGGAGAAUCGGUUGCUCAAGUUUACAAGGCGAGCGGACCGUCCGCACCGGCUCAGGAAAUCGCUCGAGCCGCUCAACCGGAAGCACCGCCGAAAAAUGACUUUAUCACGCAAACGGUUUACGGCUUUCUGGAUUUCACAACUACCAUUGGCAACACGGUGAUGGUUUUUAGUCCUCAGAGCGCACCGCCCGAAGGGGCCAACAAGGUCGAGGAGAAGCCGGCGAGCCCACCACCCAUCGAAACUAAGCCCUCCGUACCAUCGAAGAAGAUCCCCAAUAUCCAGGCCAGCAAAACUCACAAGCUUGAUCCGCAGCCGGAAACGAAGAAACAAAAUGUCCACAAAGGCACCAAAGUCGUCGUCAAUUCUGUCGUCGAACAGAACUCGCGAAAUGAGUUUGCGACUCCUGUUAAGAGCCAGAAAUCCCAUAAUCUCAUAGAGCCAUCGACCAAGAGUCCUGUCCUUUCGUCCGUAGUCGAAGUUCACGCGCAACCCGAUAUCCCGGGCGUGAAGAACAACUUGGCCGAGCCUGAGUACGACUUUCUUUCGAAACAGCCAACGGAAGUCGUCGAUGAAACGUACAAGCUCAUCAAUCUGAAACCGUCGUCGAAGCCUGCCUCGAAGCCACGUCCAUCGCCUAAAAAGGAGAAAGAGAAUCCCACAGGCUUGGUCACUAAACUGGGUGGAACAAUCGUCAAGGAUGGUCUCACCACCGUUCACGAGACAAGCGUCAUCGGCACUUACAUUAACGGAAAAUACGCCCAGGUCCUUCAGAGCACUUCCAGAAUUAUCAAAAGUGCACCAGCCCCACUCGCAGAAGGCAAAAUUCGCCCGUCGAGUACUCAAAGGAUUCUCAAAACCAUUGGACCUCAACAUGGAAAACUCAAACCUCAACUCGAACCGACGCCCACUCAUCAACAGGAGGAAUCCUCCUUACCGCUCGAAGGGCUUUUCAAUGCACCCGCAGAAGCUGCAGUUCGAACGACCCGGAAACACUCAGGAAAUCAUGCAGCACGUCCCAAAUUCCGUAAUAAAAUAAUCGACGAUUUCGAGAGCAACGAGGCGUCACAACAAGCGCAACAACCGAGAAAUCUUAGCGGUAAAAGUCGUCCGACAAAUGCAAGACCAUCGUACAAAAAUCGUCAGACGACGACAACGACGGAGAGUCCACCGACGAGCCGCCGGCGAAGUAGUUACCGUCCGAGCAACAACAAUCAACCGAGUCAACCAGCAAAAUCAGUAAAAAGCAGACCGGAACAAUCGUCCUCGGUUUCGACGAAUCCGGUGCCAAAAGUAAAAUUGCCCCGAACUCAGGGUCGUUGGUCAUACAAGACAACGCCCAAGCCGAGAAUCGCGAUUCGGAAGCAGGUCGAGGAAGAGGAACGUUUACCUCUGACGUCAGAGGCCUCGCAAUUGAAAAGUAACGAAGCAUCGUCAACUUCGUCGAACGUUCAGCAGCUAGAGGAAAAAAAUCAGCCGACAGUGCCGAGCAGUCAACGGAAAAUUCAGGAAGGCUCCUACGACGACGAGCUCGACCCCAGCGAAACCGAGGAAGUUUCGAUCGUCCAGGAACAACAGCAACAGCCGCAGCAGGGCCAGCAACAACAACAGCAACAAUCGCCUGCGCAACAAGCCGCGGAACAGAUACUUCCGGUCGAAACGAUGAACAUCGAAAUCUCAACGCCCGCCGAUUUUGACGAUAUUUAUUUCGAAAUCGCAACUAUAAAGUCACCGUACACCUUCCAGGUCGGAACGAUGAGAAAUACUCGUUACGUGACGGUGACGUCGACGAUAAAGAAGACUUUCGCCAGUGCUGAGGUUCCGAACCCGAGUUCAAGCCCGAGUGUUUCCCCAACGGAGCCAUUGACCGAGAAUAUUCUCGUCAACACCGGAGCGGCUUACGAGUCGAGUUUACCAUUGGAUUCGUCGAUAGCUACGUUGCCGGCAAUAACCUUAGAGUCGGGCCAAGCGACGCCUCCGCUGGAAACUCUCACGGAAACGUUUUCAACGACUCAGACACUGCUGAAGACUCACAUGUUGCCGGUUGUUUCCGGUGGUAAUACGACGAGGCUCACCCUCGUACAAACUUACAAUAUAGCACGCCUCGUGACCGCUACGAAGACCUUACCACCGAUGGAGAUUUACCAGUUUAUACCGAGCAAAACGCUGAACGAGUUCAAUUCGAAGCUCGACGAAGCUGGUAGCGAGCUUCACCUCGAGCUCGAUUUUGGUGAGGACGAGCGUGACGACGAAGACGUACCGAAACGCGUCGUAGUCCCGAAUACAAACGAGGCCGAAUCUGAGCUCGAAGUUUUUCGAAAUCAAACUGCUUCCUCGUCAGCCGCUUUGACAGCCUCCCAAUUGUCGUCGAAAAGCAAAUUGGAACACGUAGGUUUACCACCGGAGCCACAAUUGACGCCGGAACAGAUUCAACAAUUGGCGCUCCUCAAAUAUUUCGGCGCUCCACCACCGCCUCAUCAGCCACAGGUUAUUACGACUUCGAGACCCGUGAUCGUUCUGGAGACCGUCUAUGAGUCGCACGUCAUACCUCUCAUAAACGGGCCCAAUACCGUUUAUUCGACCCUCUCCAGACCGAUCGCCACGGUCCCGAAGACUUCCUACGAAUACGGAACUUCCACUAUAGCUCCGAUUAUUCCGCAGCCCCAAGUACCGCAAGUGCCACAACUUCCGCAGUUGUAUCCGCAACAACAGCCUCAAUUUACGGUCACCAGUGCACCUCACGUUACACAGACUGUCGCGACCGUCUCCGAAUCCAGGGUUCUCAAACUCACCUUCGGUGCUAAAACUGCCUACACGACGCUCUUCUCAACCAGGGUCGUACCUACCGAAAUCACCACGUACGUCACCUCUACCGUGCCUGUCCAACCGACCGUUCAAGCCUUCCCUGGAUAUUAUCCGCCUCCCGUGGGAUAUCCUCCCUUCCCAUUUGUCGGUUAAUCAAUCACUCUUUCUACUCGCUUCCCAAUCGGAUAGACGCCGAGAAUCAAGCUUGAAAAAAUUGCCAACCGGUCACAGUAGUGAGAUCGAAGUCUUCAUGUUUUUCAUUCGUGUUGUUAAAAUGAAUUUGUUUAUACGUAUAAAUACGGUUUGUCGAGUUAUCGCAUAGCGUUACGCUCAAUUUCACGGUAGGAAUUACUCUUCGUUUAUUUCAUCAGUACUAAAUUUCCCUAUUGGAGGUUGCACAAAUUUUCAAAGUAUUCGCAGCCAGCUCUGAAAUUAUGAGAAUUCGUGUUUAUGUUUAACAGGAAUAAUCUGAAAUUAUUCAUCUUCGACAUCAUUAUUGAGCAUCAAAAGUUUUACUUUGUGGCUAAAUAUUUUGAGGUUUUGUUCAACUGUUCACUAGCGAAAUCCUACGCAAUAUAACAUCCGAUUGGGAACUCGUUUUUCACCUAACGGAGCUGCCGACUUUCAUACUGUCACAAAGAAAACAAAAUUCUUGAAAUUUUCGUCACAAAUAUCAGAUCUUAGUCAAAAUGGAUUGCGUUUUAUUGGCAAAAAUCCGUAAUUACUUCGUAAUUUAAUUAUUAUCAAGAAUUCCAUUACGAUUAUCUAACGGUACCGUAAAAGUUGAAGAUUUUCAGACUUUUUGAAAACACUUCUCGUUUUGUUUCGUCCGAAAAAACUGUUUCUCCCUCUCGGUCAAUUCCAAUUGAGAUUUUUUUUCACGUAGCGCGCUACAACUAUGAGCCAUUCGGAUAUUUUCUGUCAAAAAGCGUUGUGAGUAAUUCUAAAGGAAUAAUUAUAUUGUCAGAAUUCAUUGGGGAUGCGCAAACAUUUUCUCACGAACUCAACGAAACGUGAGCUUUUUCGUAACGAUGUAUAAAUGAUUCUACGUUCAAUCAUAAUGCCAGUUUUAAUGGAGAUUCUUGAAUGACGAAUUUUUCUCAAUGAAGACCAUCUAACGAGGGUCCAGAAAGUCUUUACCAUUGACGAAAGGCAGAACCAUGCUUUUGGCAACUGGACAUCGUAAUAUUGUAAAUAAUUUAUUCAUUAUAGUACUUUUCUAUCUUUAUUAUUAUAUUAUUAUAUUGUUCUUAAUAUUAUUAUUGAUAUUAUCAUGUACGCCACAUACGAAUGAUUUUGUAAAUAAACUAAAAAAAGGAAUGACCUCGACUCUGA